AUGGCAGUUUUCGCGAAUGCCGGAACGUCUAGACAGCUGAUCGUCCUGACAGUGCAUCGGCACGCCUUCCUGGGGCGGGUACGUGCACCGAAGCGCGCGGGGUCCGUCUUUAUGCGUGCUUCCGGCCAAUCACAGUGCAGUGAGGUGCAGUAAUAAAAAUGGGGAUCAUACUGAAGCUGAGACUACUUCUUUGGAAGAACCUUAUCGUUAGAAGACGGAACAAGAUCCGGUUUAUAUUGGAAGCUGUGUAUCCCCUUUUUCUUUUCGUGGUACUUGUCAUCCAGAAUCCACAAGGAACCCCACAUUACUACAAUGAAUGCCACUUUUUGGGGAAAGCUCUGCCCUCUGCCGGGCAAGUUCCGUUUUUGCACUCCCUCGUUAGCGGAGCCGUUUCAAACAACUACUGCCUCGCCAAGAACGGCAGUGUUCAGCCUGAAUUCAACACACCAUCUGGAUUGAAACUUCACUCGUCUAACGGCAGAUCACCAAGGGCUGUUGAACGGGGACGGGGAUUGGCCGAUUGGAUGCGAGUGUCGUCAUCGGACCCAGCGACCUGCUCUGAUGUCGUACGCAUUAUGUUGACGGUGUCAGGAUCAAUGACGAACAUGUGGAGUGUUGUCAAACCUUUCAUAACAGGCAAGAUACUGUACUAUCCGGACACAGUCGCGACGAGUAAAAUUAUGCAAGAAGUCAAUGACACAUUCAACAAGAUUACAACGUUCCCGCCACUGUUUCCGGUCCAGACCUUCCUCGAGAUGCCGGAUGGAAUAGAAACCCUAGAACGGUUGACUGAAUUAUUUGGAGACCCGGCCGACGUGAAGUCCAUCCGAAAUCUGUCUGGCCAAAAAUUCGACGCAUCAGCACUUCCAAAGUCUUUGACCGAUGCCUACGAAGAGUUCCGGGAAGCGUUUGAGAAGUGCGUCAACCGUCAGAAAGUGGAAGCAGUCCCCGCAGAAUCGGCUUUGACGGAGUCGUGGAAGCUCAUGAAUUCCAGCAACCUGUGGGCACUUGUCUCCUUCGAAGACGUCGGCGAUGAGCUCAAGCCCUUUGUGCACUACAAAAUCAGGGUUGAUGAGAACACCUUGCCACCGACUAAGGAGAUCAAGAGGCCCCUCAAAAAGACAAAACGUCUAACGCCACUUCAAAACCUACGAUAUAUUGUCUUCGGCUUUGCAUACUUGCAGGAUAUGAUAGACAGUGCCAUCUUGAAAAUCCACACCGGAAGGACCGAGGCGACUCAACCUGGCAGGAUUCUCCAGCAGUUCCCAUCCGCAGCGUUCAAGACCGACGACCUUGCCGACCUGCUGACGCAAGUGCUGCCGCUGAUGAUGGCGCUGGCGUGGAUCUACACCUUCUCGCAGACGGUCAAGGGCAUCGUGGUGGAGAAGGAGGAGCGCGUCAAGGAGGUGCUGGCCGUGAUGGGCAUCAGCCGCGGCGUGCAGAGCGCCGGCUGGGUGGUGGAGGGCAUCUGCAGCACCUUCCUCACCUGCAUCGUGCUCAGCGUGCUCCUCAAGUUCGGCGGGCUGAUGACGCACAGCGACAUCUCGGUGCUGUUCGUCCUGCUCUUCUCGUUCGUCGUGUCCAUGCUGUCGCUGGCGCUGUUCGUGUCCACCUUCUUCUCCAGGCCGACGUUGGCCGGCCCGUGCUCGGAGAAGAUAUUGAAUGGAACAUUCCUGGCGCCUUUAAGAGCCUUUAAAAGCGCUUUUAAGAGUGCUUACUGACAACUUGUCUGGCAGUGCCUGGCCUCCACCGUGGCGCUGGCGGAAGCCACCCAGAUCAUCUCCAGCCAGGAGAUGCGCGGCGACGGCGCCCAGUGGAGCAACAUCUUCCUGAACGCGGGCGUGGGGGAGCCCGUCACCCUGGCGGCCUGCAUCGGCAUGAUGUGGCUGGACGCCUGCAUCUACGCCCUGCUGGCGUGGUACACUGAGAACGUCUUCCCCGGUCAGUAUCGGUACACUGUGGAAAUUUUUGUUUUCCAGAAUCCUAAUAUUGAUGCGAAUGGACCUGACUUCUUCUUUCUGUCCACAGAGGAGGCUGCAAAUUUCGAACCCGAACCGCAAGGCUCAGUUGUAGGGGUUGCCAUCGAAAACUUGUCUAAAGUCUUCGGGAAGCAAAAACCUGCCGUGAACGGUUUGACUCUCAACUUCCAUCAGGACCAGAUCAACUGCUUCCUCGGGCACAACGGUGCUGGAAAGACGACCACCAUCUCCAUGCUGACAGGGAUGUACCCUCCCACUGCGGGCACCGCCCGUCUCUUUGGCCGCGACAUUCGCACAGAGAUGGACGACAUCCGGACCAGCAUGGGUGUCUGUCCGCAGCACAACGUCCUCUUCAGCACUCUGACGGUGGAAGAACACCUCCUCUUCUUUGGCCGGAUCAAAGGAAUCUCGGAGGAGGUUCUGAAACAGGAAAUCGACUACAUGCUCAAAGAAAUGGGUCUCGAGGACAAACGUAAGGCGAGGUCCAACACGCUGUCUGGCGGCAUGAAGCGCAAGCUCUCGGUCGGUAUGGCGUUCGUCGGCGGCAGCAAGGUGGUGUUCCUGGACGAACCCACGGCCGGCGUCGACCCGUUUUCCCGCCGUGGCAUCUGGGAACUGCUCUUGAAGUUCCGGAAAGGUCGCACCAUCAUCCUCACGACGCACUUCAUGGACGAGGCGGACCUGCUGGGGGACCGCAUCGCCAUCAUGAGCGAGGGUCGCUUGCAGUGCUGCGGGUCGAGUGUGUUCCUGAAGGAGCGGCUGGGCACGGGCUACCACUUGACGGUGGAGUGGAAGGAGAACGACGACCAGACGGUUGAUAACUGGAAGGCGUUACUGACGCAAGAGGUGCUGCUGAAGGUGCCCGCCGCCCGCCGGGUGUGCUCCGACGGCCCGGAGGAGAGCCAGGCCGUGUUCGUGCUGCCGGACCGCCACGACGUGGACGCCAUCACGGCCUUGCUGGAGGAGCUGGAGAAGAAGCGGCACGCGCUCAACGUGGCGUCCUACGGCGUCUCGGACACGUCGCUCGAGGAGAUCUUCCUGAGAGUGGCGGAAAACAAGGCCAACGCAGAGACUCCAGCGAGCAGUGACGUGGUGACACUGGAAGACGACUCCUCGGCGUGCGAUCUCUUCGAGGAGCCGCUGUCCGGGUGGCGGCUGCUGGUGCAGCAGUACGUCGCGCUGACGAUGAAGCGCUACCACUACGUGCGCAGGGACCCCAGGGCACUCUUCACGCAGCUGGUGCUGCCUGCCUUCUUCGUGACGCUGGCGCUGGUGCUUUCCAACUCGCAAUCCGGAGCCUACGGACCACAGCCCGAUCUACUCCUGCGGACAGAAAUGUUCGGCAACCCGGCCGUUGGCUUCUUCGAGCAGCUACACGACGCGCCUCAGAGCACGUGGAGCGACCGCUACCUCUCCUCGAUGUUGUUGGACGGCGUGGGCUUCAACCUGGCCGCAGGGGACGCCAUUCGACGAAGCGAACGGACCAACGACGUCAACGACUGGACCUGCAGCAACUCGCCACCGAGCACCGAUGCACCUUCCGUGACUCUUCCGAGUGGAGAGCUGUUUUAUAAUGCUACAGACUCGGAAGUCGAAGACUGGCUCGUUGGGUCUGAACAACACUGCAAAGGGAACCGGUAUGGCGGUGUCUCAUUUGGAGCUCAAUACAAAGCUACGCCAUCUAUAUUGAAUCAAGCAGACAGUGUUAAGGUGUGGUUCAACCCCGACGGCUACCAUUCGGUGCCCACCUACCUGAAUGCCAUCAACAACGUGCUUCUGCGAGCGUCGCUCCCCGCCGGCACCGACGCCAGGCAGUACGGCAUCGCCACGUCCAGCUGGCCGCUGCCGCCGGACCCCGUCAAGAAGCACACGCAGAUCGUGGACCCACUGGAACUGAGUGUGGUGCUGUCGUCGGCCAUCACGGUCAUCUUCGCCAUGAGUUUCGUGCCUGCGUCCUUCGUCAUGUUCCUGGUGGAGGACCGCGUCGUCCAGACCAAACACCUGCAGCUCGUGUCGGGACUGCGCUCCUACAUCUACUGGGUGCAGACCUACACGUGGGACUUGGUGAGCUUCUUGAUAUCCGAAAUACUCGUCAUCAUCAUAUUUUUGGCCUUCCAAAUUCCGUCCUACACGUCUGGCAACAAUCUGGCGGCCGUCUUCCUCCUCAUUUUAACCUAUGGAAUGGCGUGUACGCCGCUGCUGUACCUCUUCUCGUGGAUCUUCCGCGUUCCCACAAUGGCCUUCCUGGUGCUGUCGACGGGCAACUUGUUCGUCGGACUGGUCACCACCAUCACCAUCAUGGUCAUGAAGAUUACGGCAGACCCUGAUGUUGUGAACGUGGUUUCGUCGUUGUUCUUGGUUGCCCCACAAUUCUGUCUGGGUCAGGGUCUUAUGAACAUGGCCAUGAACUUCUUCCAGAACCAGUACUUGGAAUUUCAAGGCCUGGACCCCAAGCCCACGAUGUCUUGGGACGUGACGGGCAAGUACAUCGUGGCCAUGCUCGUCAUGUCGGCGGUGCUGGCGUGCGCCGUCUUCCUGGCCGAGCAGAGCACACACUGGUGGCACGGCUUCAUGCAGAACAAGUCCAACUUCGUGGAGAGCAGGGAGGCCGAGGAGGAGGACGUGCGUCGCGAAGUGCAGCGCGUCGAUGCGGGCCACGCCGACCAAGGGAUGCUGGUGCUGAAGCGACUCACCAAGCGCUACGCGCGGAAGGCCACCCCCGCUGUGGCCGGCGUGUCCUUCGGGGUGGAGCGCGGCCAGUGCUUCGGACUGCUGGGCCUCAACGGCGCCGGCAAGACGUCCAUCUUCAAGAUGCUGACCGGAGACACCCUCAUCUCGGGUGGCGACGCGCUGGUUAGCGGCCGCUCCGUGCGCGCGGACAUGGACGCCGUGCGCCGCAUGACGGGCUACUGCCCGCAGUUCGACGCGUUGGUGUCCCUCCUCACGGUCAAGGAGCACCUGGAGCUGUACAGCAGCAUCCACGGAACGCAGGCCAGGCUCCGUCCCACUGCCGUUCGUCGCGCCAUUCAAAUGUUCGACCUGGAAAAGCACCAGGACAAGCAAGCGCGGUCGCUGUCCGGCGGAAACAAGCGCAAGCUGUCGGCGGCCAUCUCGCUGGUCGGUGACCCGUCCCUCCUGUACAUGGACGAGCCCACGACGAGCAUGGACCCGGUGGCGCGGCGCUUCGUGUGGCAGCGCGUGCGGCGCGUGGUGGCGGCCGGCCGGUCCGUGCUGCUCACCUCGCACAGCAUGGAGGAGUGCGAGGCGCUCUGCGACAGACUCACCAUCAUGGUCAACGGCAAGCUCACCUGCAUCGGCAGUCCGCAGCAUCUCAAGCACAAGUACGGAUCCGGGUACAUGGCAGUGGUGCGGUGUCCGAUAGAGAGGGUCGGAGAAGCCCAAUCAAUGCUACUGAGCCAAAUGCCAGGCACAUCUGUCAAGGAAGCACAUCUUUAUCAGAUUAAACUCCAGAUACCACCUGAAACGCUGUUGGCGAAUAUCUUCCAUUCGCUGGACAAUGCCCGGCGCCAUGGCUGUGUGACUGACUACUCCGUCUCGCAAACCACGCUUGAGGACGUGUUUAUGCAGUUUGCUGAGGCGCAGAAAUCACAGUCCUCAUGAGAGGAUGAACGCAGCUAUCUUAUCAAUACAGUACUUUUAUUUUUUGGACUGGAAAUGCACAAGUUGCAAGGUGCUGCUUCAAAUAGGUGUACUUAAUUAACUAGGUAUGAAAAUUCCAAAGUCUGAUUUUAAAAUUUGGGUUUGAUGUUCAGAGGAGAAGAGCUAAAAAUCUGUCGUUAACUUUGAAACCAAAAUUACAUGCAAGCCGUUGUACAGUAACUAGAAUUGUGAUAAGGAUUUUUAAGCAUAUAGGCUAUGAGUGAAGUUUUUUGGAAGAGGCUGGAAUCUUCCCUUUUAUUUCUUGAAACUUAAAAUCUUGUCACACAGCAAACCUUUUACAGUGUGCUAUGCAAGACGUUUGAGAUCCAAUUUUUGGUUUGGCUUGGAUUUUCAGAAUAUGGCACCCUGGCACUAGAUGUGUUUCUAAAACGAGGGUUCUGUGACUGAUCUUAUUGUUCCUAUGCAAAGAUAAGGAGUGAUCAUCUCCCCCAUUUCGUGUGCUUCACUGUGACCAAAACAUUUUUAAAACUGUGAUUUUAGUGACAUGUGACUUAUUUAAAUAAAAACACAAACAAAUGGA
Molecule: messenger RNA, 6180 nt
Organism: Thrips palmi
Lineage: Eukaryota; Metazoa; Arthropoda; Insecta; Thysanoptera; Thripidae
Product: phospholipid-transporting ATPase ABCA1-like
Exons: 41
Biological process (GO): transmembrane transport; lipid transport
Cellular component (GO): intracellular membrane-bounded organelle; membrane
Molecular function (GO): ATP hydrolysis activity; lipid carrier activity; ABC-type transporter activity
Source: RefSeq, a predicted model, not a curated record